AUGAGGUUUCUUGCCGUCGUCAUCUCCUCCCUCUGCGCACUCUCCGUUGCCGCCUCAUGGAUACCCGGCCAGGUUGCCAUCAGCGAGGACUACAAGGUGCCAGGAGACAAUCCUCUGCACUUCUGCGGAGAUCCCAAGGAUGAUAUCUUGACCAUCGAGAGGGUGGACCUGUCACCUAACCCGCCCCAACCGGGAAAGACCCUCAGUAUCAAGGCAAGCGGCGACUUCAAGGAGAAGGUGGAGGAAGGCGCCAAAGUCCACGUCCAAGUCAAGUACGGCCUCAUCACCCUCAUCAACCAGGAAUCCGACCUCUGCGAUGCCAUCUCCAACGUAGACCUGAACUGCCCGCUCGACAAGGGAGAGAUGAGCUUGACCAAGGAUGUCAACCUCCCCCAGCAGAUCCCACCUGGAAAGUACACUGUACUGGCCGACGUAUACACCAAGGAUGGCGACAAGAUCACCUGCCUAACGGCCACCGUCCAAUUCACCCGGUAA
Westerdykella ornata is the source of this 495-nucleotide messenger RNA. RefSeq lists its product as uncharacterized. Gene Ontology annotation, molecular function: sterol binding. The record is from RefSeq and is a predicted model, not a curated record. Bases 1 to 495 code for a protein of 164 amino acids. NCBI's taxonomy places the organism in Eukaryota, Fungi, Ascomycota, Dothideomycetes, Pleosporales, Sporormiaceae. The transcript has 3 exons. Gene Ontology annotation, biological process: intracellular sterol transport.